Molecule: messenger RNA, 888 nt
Organism: Eucalyptus grandis
Lineage: Eukaryota; Viridiplantae; Streptophyta; Magnoliopsida; Myrtales; Myrtaceae
Product: pathogenesis-related protein 5
Exons: 3
Coding region: 1-888 (295 amino acids)
Biological process (GO): defense response
Cellular component (GO): extracellular region
Source: RefSeq, a predicted model, not a curated record
AUGGAAGAAGCACGCAAUCUCGAGAAAAUGCAACCAUUAGCCGGUGGAUCGGAGGCUGUGGCAGCGGCGUGGUUCGUCGAACUAGAGAGAGCACAGCUAGAACAUUUUGAUGCUACAUACAUAAGUACUUUGCCAAUUCAUACUCUACUUUCGAGGAGUACUGUAGUGGCAGAACAAGUCACCUUCAAUUUUCUCAACAGAUGCCCAUUUUCCAUAUGGCCGGCCAUGGCUCCCAACACGGGCCAACCGGUGAUCGCGGAAGGAGGCUUUUACCUCCAGUGGGCAUCCAGAAAACUCGUCUCGGUCCCGCCAGGGUGGAAAGGGCGGAUCUGGGCCCGCACUGGGUGUAGUUUCGCGUCGAACAGACCGCCAACCUGCGAGACCGGGGACUGCGGGCAGCUCCGUUGCCGUGGGCUCAUCGGGACCCCUCCUGCCACGCUGGUCCAGGUCUGGCUCCACGCGGAUGAGGCCAAGCCGAGCUUCUAUAACAUCAGCCUGGUCGACGGGUUCAACCUUCCAAUCUCGGUCCAGACGAGGCCCACGCAGCCCGAGUGCGAAAUCCCGGGGUGCUCGAAGCCGUUGAACGGCCUGUGCCCUGAGGAGUUGCAAGUGAUGAAUGGGAAAGGGAAGGUUGUGGCUUGCAAGAGCGCCUGUUUGGCCUUCAACACCGACGAGUACUGUUGCCGGAACGAGUACGCGACACCGGACAAGUGCAAGCCCAGCGUGUAUUCCAGGCUUUUUAAGGAUGCCUGUCCAGGUUACUACAGCCAUCCCUACGACUCGCCCCGGCCGCAGGUUAGCUGCGCGUCCAAGGAGUUUGAGAUUAUCUUUUGUCCAAACUUUUGGGGUGUUGAGCAAGUGCCAGGGUGGAAUUAUGCCGACUACUGA